AACUGCUUUGCAUGCAGCGUUAUACUCUUGGUGGAAAACUAGCGCGAAACUUGUACCCUGUUGUAAUAUACUUCGCGAUAAAUGAAGUGCUUGUUUUCAAAUUAUUGUUGCCAGUAAACAGGUGAAUAAUCGAAAGAGCCAAUGGGAGCUGUGGGAAGUUUACUAUGGGAAACCGAUGUUAGAAGCGACGACCCCGAUCCAGUGACUGGUUUGACCUCCAAAGAUCGACGAUUUAUCUCAUCCACUUGGAACAAAUUGAAUCAAAACAGCGCAGAAUCUGGCAUCGCUAUCUUCAUGGCAUUGUUCAUGAAGUACCCAAACUACCAAAAAUUAUUCCCUUUCCGCGACAUUCCCAGGGACGAACUGCCCAAAAACAAACGCUUUAGGGCUCAUUGUAUUAGUCUGAUGUAUGCAUUCACUGCGAUCGUCAAUAACGUAGGGGACACUGAGUUGUUGCAGGAACUCCUUUCAAAGCAAGGCGUAGCUCACGUUCCACGCGGGGUUCAAGAAAUGUCCUAUUGGGAGCUGAAGGAAGUACUAAUGGAAUUGUUUGGCGGUUCGAUGACAGCGGACGAGCUGCAAAGUUGGAACAAGUUUUUGGACGUGGGUUUCAGUGUUAUAAUACAGGGUGCCCGUUCGGUUAAACCCGUUGAAUAAUUCUCCCCAACCAGACUGCGAUUUAUUUAUUGUUAUUUAUUUAUAUUAAAUUUAAUUAAAAUUAAUUAAAUUUAAACUUGAU
Cylas formicarius (sweet potato weevil) is the source of this 739-nucleotide messenger RNA. RefSeq lists its product as uncharacterized. The transcript has 4 exons. The coding region runs from base 142 to 657 and encodes 171 amino acids. NCBI's taxonomy places the organism in Eukaryota, Metazoa, Arthropoda, Insecta, Coleoptera, Brentidae. The record is from RefSeq and is a predicted model, not a curated record. Gene Ontology annotation, cellular component: hemoglobin complex; extracellular region. Gene Ontology annotation, molecular function: oxygen binding; heme binding. Gene Ontology annotation, biological process: oxygen transport.